UCUGCGGCACCGCGGCGCUGUGGCGCCCCUCCCCGGCUGUGCAGGACCGUCCUCCACCCCCCGACAACACCAACCCACAGCAACCUGAUACCGGCGACGAGCGGUCCAGACAAGCCUGCGAACGAGGCGUUCCCCGCCGCCCCUGCCUGCCUGCCUGUCUGCCCGGCGGAGCUGCGAACCGUCAAUGCCAAACAACGCUGCCGAGGAUCCGUCUCCUCCCCCCGGACCCCGUCGUCUGCCUUGGACCGGAGGAGUACCGAGCUCCAUCUUUCACACGAUCACUGUAGGCGCGGUUGACUUGUGAAUUAUUAUUUCUCUCCCCCUCCCUCCGCGCACACGGAAGAUCGCGAAAUAUGAUGGGACGCGGAAAACUAAGUGGCUAGCUGCUAGGCUAACGCCUGCUAGCCCCCACAGCGGUCCGCCUGCAGCCCGGACCGAGGGAGAGGGUUGUACGAGCGGGUCGCGUCGCGUUCACCGGGGAAGUGGACUGAGUUUGAAAGAGCACAACCCGGAGCAGAGUGCGAAGAGGGAGUUAGUCGUACGUGAGUUAUUUGAGCGAUAUUCACCCUGUUUGACUAAGUUGUCCGGCAGCAGACGGCGGCCCCCCCCCCGGCCCCCCCGGGCAGCUAGCAUGUUAGCAUGUUAGCAUGCUAGCAGGCAGAUAUGGACGUUGCUCGCUGUAAAUGGCAGAUGCGAAAAACAAGUUAGCCGCUCGGUCGAUGUGCUCGCUCCCCGCCGGAGUUCACUAACUCGACUUCAGCCUGGUCGGUUCGUGUUCGUCAUCCCCCGACCCCCCCGGCCCCCCCACCCCGAACCGCACAGAAACAGAACCACACCAGCGCCUGGUUGUUCUUCUCCUCGACGCCUUGUUCCAUGUCGGAGGCAGCGGGUCAAGUUACUGAGCUGACGUGAGUCCGUUUUAAUAAGAACAGAAGAAAAGGACAAGAGAGGAAGAGGAGAAGAGAGAGGAAGAGAGGACCAGAGGACCAGAGGACCAGUCGAGGCUCGGUGUCAUGGCCGUGGGCCGACUCGCGAUGGGAUCAGUCGCCAGGUUCUUCUUCUGCCUGUCGCUCCUCCUGACCUCCGUGGCUGCAGCGCAGGGCGAGGAGAGGGAGUGUGCCUUCACGGACCAGCAGCAGCAGUGGGAGGUGGAGCGAGUGGCGGGGGGUGAAGGUCGGGUCUCCCCGGAGAACACCACCAUCCGGUGUGCCAAGGGCAGCCACUGUUUUGGCUUGUGGGAGAAAAGUCCUCCGGGCGAAGUGCGACUGGUCAAACAAGGUUGCUGGACUCACCUGGGCGACCACCAGGGUUGUCGCGACGACCGCUGCGUGGUGACCAACCUCCCACCACAGAUGCAGAAUGGGACGUACCACUUCUGCUGCUGCGGCAGCGACAUGUGCAACGUCAACUUCACGGAGGACUUCCCCCUGCCCAGCCCCACCACCGCGCAGCCCAUCUACCCUCGCACGCUGCGCUACGAAGAGACGGUAAUUAUCACCCUGGCAACUGUCUCCGUGAUGGCCGUGGUUGCUGUAGCAGCCUUCUUUGGUUACCGCAUGAUGCACGGAAACGGUAAACAGGGUCUUCACAACCUGAACAUGAUGGAGGCCGCCGGCUCGGAGAGUUCUCUGGAUCUGGACAAUCUCAAACUGCUGGAGCUGAUCGGACGUGGCAGAUACGGUACGGUGUACUGCGGCUCCCUGGACGAGCGGCCCGUCGCCGUGAAGGUGUUCACCGCCGCCAACCGGCAGAACUUCCUCAACGAGUGCUCCAUCUACCGGCUGCCGCUGCUGGAGCACGACAACAUCGCUCACUUCGUGGCGGCCGACGAGCGGACCGGCCCGGAGGGACGCACCGAGUUCCUGAUGGUCAUGGACUACUACCCACACGGCUCCCUGAAUCGCUACCUGAAUGUCCAGACCAACGACUGGGUCGGCAGCUGCCGGCUCGCCCACUCCGUCACCCGAGGCCUGGCGUACCUGCACACGGAGCUUUUCAAAGGAGAUGUUUACAAGGCGGCGGUUUCGCACCGGGACCUGAACAGCCGGAACAUCCUGGUGAAAACCGACGGCACGUGCGUCAUCAUCGACUUCGGCCUGUCCAUGAAGCUGACGGGAAACCGGCCGCCGCGUCACGGCGAGGAGGAGAACGCUGCUAUAAGUGAGGUGGGGACAAUCCGCUACAUGGCUCCCGAGGUGCUGGAGGGCGCCGUGAACCUGAGGGACUGCGAGUCGGCGCUGAAGCAGGUGGACAUGUACGCCCUGGGCCUGGUCUACUGGGAGACCUUCAUGAGAUGUACCGACCUUUUCCCUGGAGAGUCUGUGCCAGAGUACCAGAUGGCCUUCCAGGCGGAGGCAGGGAACCACCCGACGUUCGAGGACAUGCAGGUCCUGGUGUCCAGAGAGAAGCAACGGCCCAAAUUCCCCGAGGCCUGGAAAGAGAACAGUUUGGCGGUCCGCUCUCUGAAGGAGACGAUGGAGGACUGUUGGGACCAGGACGCCGAGGCCCGCCUCACAGCGCAGUGUGCCGAGGAGCGACUGGCAGAGCUGCUCCUCAUAUGGGACCGGUCCAAGUCUGUGAGCCCCACGCUCAACCCCAUGUCCACCACUCUGCACAACGAGAGAAAUCGCAUGACGCCAAAAUCGGGCCCGUACGCAGACCAUCCCUCCACCUACAUCGAAGAGAACGAGGGCGUGGCCAAGAACACACAGACGGACACCACCGGCUCCGUGAGUGGCCGAGCUGUGGCCGGCACCGGCGAGCGGAACAGGAAUUCCAUCAAUCAGGAGCGUCAGCAGCAAGCCAACGCCCGUCUGCCGAGCCCGGAGGGCAGCAGCACCAGUAUGGGUCUGAGAGGAAGCCCCUCCGCCUCCACCACGACCACCACCUUGAUUUCAGAGUCCGAGGGACCUGCGGGGGGCGCCACCGUCCCCGUCUGCCUCCACCUGACGCAGGAAGACCUUGAAACCACCAAGCUGGACCCGAAGGAGGUGGACAAGAACCUGAAGGAGAGCUCGGACGAGAAUCUGAUGGAGCACUCGCAGAAGCAGUUCUGCUCGCCGGACCCGCUGAGCCCCGGCAGCUCCAGCCUGCUCUACCCUCUCAUCAAGAUGGCGAGCGAAGCGUCGGGCACGUCAGACCAGGCCACCCCCAUGCCCACCACCAUCUUCCCCCUGCCCAAGCAGCAGAACCUACCCAAGAGGCCGUCCAGUCUGCCCCUGCGCACCAAGCCCACGAAGAAGGAGUCGUCGUCAUCUUCACUCAGGUUCAAGUUCGGACGCUCGGGCAAGUCCAACCUGCGGCAGGUGGAGGGAGCAAAGAUAAACAUUGGUGCGGUCGCGGGCACGAACGCGGCUGCAGAGGCUCAUCGAGGCACGAACAACAUCCCCGCUCUACGAGACGCUCGCGUCAACGGCGCCGCCAACGGUCACGCCGGCUCGUCCAUGGCUGCGGGCGGAGCGACGGGUUUCGGAGGAUCCAGCGUAACUCAGAACAGUUCCGCAGCGCUGAGGCCGGACGACGCCCGACUGAGCCUCGGCGUCAUCACAGCGAGCCCCGACGAAAACGAGCCGCUCCUGAGCCGAGAGCGAGAGCAGCCCGACCCCCGGGACGCGUCCUCCAGCGCCGCCGCCCUCCGCUCGGCCCGGCCCAACACCAACAACAACAACAGCAACACCGGCCACGGCCAGGGGGGUGGAGAGAGCGGGGGGGAGAGCGACGGAGGGGAGGAGGGCGGGAGCGGAGAGGGAGGGAGCAGGGAAACAACCGGGCCCCAAGGAGAAGGUCCGGGGUCCGGGUCUGGUGCCGCGGAGGGAGCGACGGUCGUCAUGAGAGGGGAGGCGCUGCUCCGACAGCCCAGAACCCGCAGGCCCGAGAGACCCAACUCCCUGGACCUGUCCUUCACCACGCAGGACCUGGCCUCACUAGAGGAGAGCUUCGCGCAGCCGGACGGAGCCGUGGCGACGGGAGAGAAGAUCAAGAAGCGCGUCAAGACGCCCUACUCCCUGAAGAAGUGGCGGCCCACCACCUGGGUCAUCUCCACGGACAGCCGGGGGCCCGAGGUCAACAACAACGGCUCCGCCCACGGCCAGGGCCACGGUCAGAACCGGCCCAAGUCCAGUUCGGCAAUCUACCUGCGGGGGGCCAGCGAGCCCGGCGACACGCACGUGUGAACUCAGACCCCUCGGACAAAUAAUGAGAAGAGAAAAAAAAGAAUACACGAAUGAAAGGAGAGAGAGCGUCUGGUUUCUCUCUGCGGAGCCGUCGGCUCUGAAUCAGCAAGAGGAAGCUACGGACUGUGUUCCGGAGUGUGUGUGGUGAACACACCGUCUGAUCGUGUACAGUAAUUAGGUUUGUGUCUUUUCUGACGAUGGCAUUGCUUUAAAUGGAAUCCAGCUAUGCAGCGUUCUCACUCGCUUCUGUUUAUUAAUCUGCCCCCGUUUUGUCCGUUUGUUUUAAAUCAUCACGGAGCGUGGCCAUGUUUCCAUGGAUAUCCGUCUUUUUAUUUUUAUGUUUUUAUGUUCCUCUGUGUGCACUUUGAACCGAUUCAAAUCAGUGUUUAGAAAUCCUGUCUGUUUGCGACCACAACAAGAAGAAGAAGAAAGAAGUGGUGGUCUAUAAACUUUUUAAAAAAGAAAGGAGAAUUAAAAGGCGAUGACAAACAAUCAACACUUUGGAGCUCUCUCUCUCUCCGGCUCUGUAAAAGAAUCGACGGUCUUAAAAGACAGAACAAACUACUUUCACUUUCUUUGUUGUUGUUGUUGUUGUUGAUUUCCUUGAUUUGUAUGCAAUACCAAUUUUUUUCUUUAUCGUCUUUGACUAUCCAUUUUUUGUUGUAUCAUAAUUUUUUUAUUGUGCAAUAGGAUGUAGCUUUCUAGAUGCUUUUCAAUGUUUUUAAUCGCUUCCAUCAUUUUGAAUAUGUUAAUCUCUGUUGCACUUAUGAAUAGUCAAAAUCGUUUUGUAAACAAUCCACCAGACACUAUCAGCCCCCGUGUUGCUCGAGAGGAGAAAAAUGGACGACAAUCCUCCUUCUCUUUUCUUCUUCUUCUCCUCCGGACUCUUUCGGGGGCACAGACACUAACGACCGACCCCGGCCGCCUGGAGGAGGAAGCGGAACUUCUCCGCUUGCACAAUUUCACCAGGAAACGAGACUCGGGAAGACAAAAACACUACAAUCACUCGAAGAAUCAACGGAGGGAUCUGUUACGGUGUCGCUGCACCACUAUCACCUGACCUCACUGUUUAGCGGUACGUGACCAGAAACACUAGAAAAGCCCAGAUUCUGCUCUUUGAAAUCAGAAAUCACAAACUAUUCUAUAUUUAAAGAAAAGAAUAACCAAACCCUUUCCCGAAGCACGCUGGAUAUUAUUUCUGCUUCCUGUCUCAUCCUUCGAUGACGGAAUGGCUGGAGUGUGUGUGCGCGUGUUUCUGUCCGUCGGCGCUGUACAGGCGUGCUGAACCGUCAUCGUACUCCUCGUGUUUUCAGCGCUGAAAAAAAAAAAAAAGAUCUCAUUUAUGUUUUUGUAAUCUGUAAUUUGUAUGAAAAGAAGAAAAAAAAGAGAAGACAUGUAUGUGUAUGACAUUGAUAUUUGCAUCAUUUUUAUGGCAUAUUCUGUUUUUAGCAUUCAAUGGACUUGGCCUUUGAUUCCGUUGCUAUGCGUACAGUUUGCUCGGUACAGUUUCUGUAAACAUUUUCAAGUCAAUAUGGAAGAAAAAAAUCUCAAUAAAUGUAUGAAAUAAU
Messenger RNA from Scophthalmus maximus (turbot), 5740 nucleotides. Its product is annotated as bone morphogenetic protein receptor type-2. The transcript is spliced from 13 exons. Gene Ontology annotation, cellular component: plasma membrane; signaling receptor complex. NCBI's taxonomy places the organism in Eukaryota, Metazoa, Chordata, Actinopteri, Pleuronectiformes, Scophthalmidae. The coding region runs from base 1014 to 4172 and encodes 1052 amino acids. Gene Ontology annotation, molecular function: ATP binding; transforming growth factor beta receptor activity. The record is from RefSeq and is a predicted model, not a curated record. Gene Ontology annotation, biological process: protein phosphorylation; BMP signaling pathway; vasculature development.